UUCAUUUUUAGAACACACGCGACCUCGUCUUCGCCAAUCGCCGCUCCCUUGCAGAAAACCCUAACCCCAGAAGAGAGAGAAGAUGAAGCACAACCCAAGUCUCAAGGCUCACUUCAUGUCGUCGUCGAGCGUCCGUCGUGUGAUUAUGAGUGCUCCACUCUCCGGCAACGUCCGAUCAAUGCUUGUGCGCAAAAAAGAAGACGAAGUCCAAGUUGUUCGUGGUACCUCAUGGUCGUAAAUGUUUCUUGGAAGCUCGGUUUUCAGCUCAACCUCAAUCAUCAAUGGCGGCCCUGUUCUUCCUCGGCUGCUGCUUCUCUCUGUUCUUCUCCAACGACCUGCAAGGGCUCCAGUGUGCCCCUUUAUCAUUCUGUCCUCAUAAAUGCCGUAAAGAUGUCGUUCUUAAGUCCACCAUAUUGCUGAUUGUUCUGAACAAAGUUUUGCUAGUGGGAACUAAAUCUAGCACCUGUAUAGGAAUGCCCAUCGUGACAAAUGCUUCAGUAAAUGCUGUUGUAGAACAGUUGCUUGAUGACAAAGCUAUUGUCUUCAAAUAUAAGAACUACAGACGAAAUAUUGGUCAUAGACAGGUGAUGAAAGAUGGAAGAAUUGUUCAAUCAGGAAGAUUCGAUUACAGACCCAGAUGGUGAACUUGUCAGACAAAUGGAUGCUCAUCAAAAAUCACUAGAACAAGUAAAUACCAAUGAUUGUGUAUUUCGUAAUUCAACAGCAUAGUGAUCUUCAGUUUCUCUAGCAGAACUUAUAGGAGAAAAUUCUUCAUGCUCGAUUAAGUAUGACAAGCUAGCAAAGAGUAAUGAAAUGGAAGCUGUAAGAGGACAAGUAAAUUGGCAUGCCUAUGAUUCCGCCUGGUUAUCCUAACUCGGGUUCGUCCUCUGGUGUUAAUUAGAUGCAGCAGUAGUAUCAUAUUAGUACUGAUGAUCAAAGAGCAGCAGCCACUGCCACAACAACAGCAACAUCAGGAGCAGCAACCACCACAACAACAGCACCAACAGUUGGCAGCAAUAUUCAUUCAUGUUUGUUUUUUUCUUUCAUAUUUCCAAGUCAAAUGGAGUAAUUUUUAGUCAGUUGGAUUUUGAUGGUUUCCGCUUUGUGUUGGAAACUGACAACUUCAAGUUGAAAUUUUAAUGGUUUUCAUGUUUGGUUAGAGGAUGGAGUACCCCAUGAUUUACAUGGGGUUGUUUGUAAUGACCUUGAUUUUUGGCUUUGUUUUAAUAAAAUCAUCAUAAUUAUUUCUAUUUGUUUUUUGUUACUUUUGUUU
Chenopodium quinoa (quinoa) is the source of this 1273-nucleotide messenger RNA. Its product is annotated as 50S ribosomal protein L21, mitochondrial-like. Gene Ontology annotation, cellular component: ribosome. The record is from RefSeq and is a predicted model, not a curated record. Gene Ontology annotation, molecular function: structural constituent of ribosome. NCBI's taxonomy places the organism in Eukaryota, Viridiplantae, Streptophyta, Magnoliopsida, Caryophyllales, Amaranthaceae. The transcript has 5 exons. The coding region runs from base 282 to 644 and encodes 120 amino acids.